AUGGCUUCUGUAGAUAGUGAGGAUGUGGGUGAUAUUGACGUACUUCUGAGGGCAGCGGAGAUUUUGGAAAAAAAGUUGUUCUCAAAAGGUGGCUACAACACGGCUGACAGUCUUCGAAAUAUCAACGUGACACAGUUUGUUAAGUGGCUGAGUACCGGUGACCAAGUAGAUUGUAAUAAUCCGAUGGAUUCCAAAGUUUCUCCAACAUUACAUGUAGAACUCGCAAAUCUCAUUCAAAUGUCAGGAUGUCAGAAAAUCGGUGACUUACAGACUGUAUUUGGAUCAGCUCAAAAUCAAGGUCCUGUCAAAUCCAAAUCAACUUCUCUGAGUUAUCCAGAUGGUGAUCCGGUGUUUACGUAUCAUCUUGAUACUUGGAAACAAUGCCCCAUAUCUCGUUUAAGACCAGACUCUACUUCUUUGAAAUUGCCACCAAGUCACUGUCGUGUCCUCACAGCUGCUACAGGUGUCAGUCAAUUAGCAGAACCUUUUUCAUUGGGAGGAAUUGGAACAGCAGAUGAACCAGACGGAUUGUCCAAUACAAGUGAUGAUGUUUGCAUGGAUAGUUCAAGCCAGGAUAGCUAUUCGGGGAAUGCACCUCCCGUUCGUGCUAAUACUGAUGUUAUGCGCAUUUUGAACUCAUCACUUGGUUCUGAAUUUAACUGUAAUAUAGAUCAUGGGAAUAAUAAAUCUCAGUAUUCUACUUGUCGUUUGAGAUCAGCCCUAUUAACACCUUAUUCUCCUGGUUCUGAAAUACAUUCCAGUGACAGUAUUAGGCACUCGAAUCAUAUUUUGACUAAGGAUCUCUCGGCUUCUAACCUACCGAUUCAACAGAAACCAGUUACAAAAUGUAUUCCUCCUGAAACAUUCUCUAACAAUACUUCAUCUCAACGACUACUGGAAGUUCUUUCUAGGACUUGUGAGAAUUAUGAUGAUUUAGAUCAACGCAACCCUAAAUUUCGAGCAUCUGAAAGCCCUCAAAAUAUUUCAACUGUUCAACAAACUUCAUGGAGUGCACCACCGUCCGUCUCAUCCAGUAGUUGUGCUACUCCAGAUAAAGAAUUUUGUGAUGCGCCAAAUCAUAGUGAAAUCCCCCAACCACUUUGUCCAGUUCGUCCAACACGUUUUAGUUGUUCAAGUUUACCCGUAAAGAAACGCAAGUUGGAUUGGAAGCAGUCAGAUAAUUGGUUCCCUGAUGUACAGUCAUCUGAUAAACAUUUAUGUAAAUUUAUGAAAACUCCAAACACUAAUCCAUCAGAUCUUGUUAGUACUAGUGCUUUUAUGACAAUAUUAAAUCAUAAUGAUUCCACAUACUGUUCAUCGAGUGGGAUUAUCCCAGAAAGGCGACAAUCAGUUGGUGGUAUAUCUGUAUUUGAUAAUACUCAGCAGUCAGUUACUUCAAAGACCACCAUUCCUCUACUGAGGACUUGUUCUGUGCCUGCAAACAAUGAACAACGUAUGAUUCAUUCAUCAAAACUUUUAGAUACAUUAACCUUAUCUAAAGAUUUAAUUGAAGAGAAAAAAUCAUUUAUAAAAACACCUUAUCAAAAUCAUUUUUCUGUUCUUACUCGUACAUUAACCGGUUCAGAUAAUAUUUCGACUCAUAUGAGUAAUUCAAAACAAUAUUCCUCUGAAUUGACUACAAUAUCAAAUAGUUCAAAUUUUUCAAAAUUGUCAAAAGAUAAUAGUAUUUUUAAUGAUAGUGAUAACAAAAAGAGAAAAUAUGCUUUUCUACCCAGUAUUGAUUUAUAUGCUACAACAGGGGAUAACAACUAUUGUAACAAUGUUUUUAAUCAUAAUACUACUAAUAAUGGCGAUGAAGAUUUACAUAUUUCAAAAGUUGAUCAUUCAAAAAAGCCUACUGUUCAUUAUAAUACAAAGAAACCAAUAACGACAGAUUUAUUAUUUCGUUCACCUGACACUGCUGCUGCUACUACUACUACUACUACUACUACUACUACUACUACAACUAUUCAUAAGCAUCGUCAUACUCAUCAUAAUCACAAUGAUAAUUGUAAUAAUCACUUAGCUCUGUCUAAUACUAAUGACAUCAACAAUUACAAUCAUAAUAAUGAAAUAGUAGAUUAUACAGAUAAAAUUCAUAAACAUCAUUGUUUCUCAAAACUACAAACUGCUGGAACUGUAGAGAUAGAUGUAUCCAAUGUAAAUCACAAUAAUAGUAAUAAUAAUAAUAAUAAAUCAAAUGGAUCCACACCGGUGUCGGAACGUAAACACAGCGGUCUUAUCCAAACUAUAUCAUACAAUGAACAUAACAAUAACAUAUCACAUCAUUUAUUAUCGCAUACACUUAAAGAAGGUACUGUUUAUAAUUUGAAUUCAAUUUGUCGAAAACGAUCUAAUCAGUUAGACAAUGCUAAUAAUAUCAUGUCAGGUCAGAACAGGACUAAUCUUAUUAAUAAUUAUCAACAAUUAUCAUCUAUUAUCAAUAAGUCGACAACUCAUUCUAACCAUUCUGCUACUACUACUACUACUACUACCGCCACUAAUGUUGCAAGUCAUAAUUUUAAUACUUCUGUUGAUUCAGUCAUCAGGAGUGAAUGUAAACAAGUUUCUGUAAAUCUCAGUCCUAUGAAACAUGGUAUACCAGAACCUACAAUCAAUAAAUUACGUACAGAACAGUUGAAAUUUUCGACAUCAGAAUCUUCACAUGGGGAUUUACCUGCUGCUGCUACCGCCGCAUUAUCAUCAUCAUCGAUGUUAACAAAUCAAAUGAAUGUCAACGGUGCACAUGUAAUUAUGAUGCUUUCUCCGUCAAUCACAAUUCCAACAUCUCAUUCACCUUUAACAAAUCAGAUUACAUCAUCAUCAUUGUCAAAUAUUCUACAAUCUUCUAAUUCUAACAUCAAUAACAAUUCUCAAAACAUAUCACAUUCAUCUAAUUUUUCUCAAGCUUAUACAACUCCCACCAUCACCGCAUCGAACUCUGUGAAUAUUAGUAAUACAUCAUCUUUCCCUUUACUUUUAAUCUCUGCUUCUUCAUCAGCUAGUGCAGCUGCGUUAGCUGAAGCUGCUGCAUUAGCCACAGGAGUACCAUCUACAAGUUUUGUACCUGUUCCUGUACAGGUUACCUCUUAUGUCCCACCAUCAACAACAAACACAACACCAACAAAAUCAAUAACAAAUGAUAAAUCAGAAAAUCAGUGUAAAAUUUCUAAUUCAUCGAAUGAUGAAAUUAACACCACUUCGAAUCAACAUUUUAUUCUAUCAGUCAUGGUGAAUGAUAACCAUGUUCAUGUUGGUCAUAAUAACAAUAGUGAUAGUCAUAAAUCUUCAGUUCCAAGCAAGAUCCCACUUGUUUUAAGUGCACCUAGUUUCCCUUCAAAUUUCAACAAUAUUCAAAAUGAUAAAAAUAUCAUUAUUGACAGUAAUCAACAUCGUUCUAUUGCAUCAGCAUUAAAAGAUAUCUCAUUGAUUACUACAUCUAAUGAUGGUGCUUAUUUAUGA
Messenger RNA from Schistosoma turkestanicum, 3462 nucleotides. NCBI's taxonomy places the organism in Eukaryota, Metazoa, Platyhelminthes, Trematoda, Strigeidida, Schistosomatidae. The record is from the annotation of a GenBank genome assembly.